CCUGCCAAGCCCCUGACGCCCGUGACGCUGGAGUUGGGGGGCAAGAACCCCUGCUACGUGUCCGACACCUGCGACGUGCAGAACGUGGCGCGGCGGGCGGCCUGGGGCCGCUUCUUCAAUGCGGGGCAGACCUGCAUCGCGCCCGACUACGUGCUGUGCACCGUGGAGAUGCAGGAAAAGCUGAUGCCCGCCCUGCGUGCGGCCAUCACUGAGUUUUUUGGUUCCAACCCCAAGGAAUCCUCCGAUUUCGGCCGCAUCGUGGGGGACAAGCAGUUCCGCCGCAUCCGGGCGCUGCUGUCCAGCGGGCGCGUGGCCAUCGGAGGACAGACGGACGAGAGGGAGCGGUACAUCGCCCCCACGGUGCUGGCGGACGUCCUGCCCUCGGAUCCCGCCAUGCAGGAGGAGAUCUUCGGCCCCAUCCUGCCCAUCGUUGUUGUGGCCAACAUAGACGAAGCCAUCGACUUCAUCAACGCCCGGCCGCGGCCGUUGGCCAUCUACGCCUUCUCCUGUGACAGCAAGGUGGUGAAUGAGGUCCUGGAGCGGACGAGCAGCGGUGGCUUCUGCGGCCACGACAACCUGAUGCACGUGACGCUGACCUCGCUGCCCUUCGGUGGCAUCGGAAACAGCGGCUUGGGGAAAUACCAUGGCAAGUUCACCUUCGACACCUUCAGCCACCACCGCGGCUGCCUGCACCGCACCAUGGGGCUGGAGGCCCUCAACGCCCCCCGCUACCCACCCUACAGCCAGCAGAAGCUGGGGCUGCUCUCGGCCGCCUUCGAGAUCAAGCGCAAGGGCAUGUGCACCCUGCUCUGA
Messenger RNA from Pterocles gutturalis (yellow-throated sandgrouse), 813 nucleotides. Its product is annotated as aldehyde dehydrogenase family 3 member B1-like. The transcript is spliced from 4 exons. Gene Ontology annotation, molecular function: aldehyde dehydrogenase (NAD+) activity. The annotation marks the transcript as partial. Gene Ontology annotation, cellular component: cytoplasm. NCBI's taxonomy places the organism in Eukaryota, Metazoa, Chordata, Aves, Pterocliformes, Pteroclidae. The record is from RefSeq and is a predicted model, not a curated record. Gene Ontology annotation, biological process: aldehyde metabolic process.